AUGGAAGUCUUGACAACGAUGGGGUUGAUUGCCAACAUUGUACAGUUCGUCGACCUCGGCGGAAAGCUCAUCAGCUCUGUAAGAGAGACGCAAACCUCGGCCAAUGUUGUGACGAAGGAGAACAAGAGCCUGGAGGGGAUCGCCACCGAGAUACGCGAUCUGACUAUGCGGCUGGAUCCACCUACAACAGAAGCGAAGAGCGACGACGAACGAGGCCUCCGUCGAUUGGCUCAAGAGUGUUGCCAACUAUCAGAACAGAUACUUCGCCUUCUGAACAAGAUUGUGCCAACUAAGUCAAACUCUACGCGUCGAAUUACGAUAUCCGCGUUCAAGAAUUUCAAGCACAAGGAGGAGAAGAGGGAACUUGAACAGAAGCUGGCGAAUUGUCGUGGUCAGCUGCAUUUGCACUUCAACAGACUGACCAGAUUAGUCAAAAUCAGAACAAUAUGUUUGGGUACUCUGAUACGUGUAUAG
Molecule: messenger RNA, 474 nt
Organism: Alternaria atra
Lineage: Eukaryota; Fungi; Ascomycota; Dothideomycetes; Pleosporales; Pleosporaceae
Exons: 1
Coding region: 1-474 (157 amino acids)
Source: RefSeq, a predicted model, not a curated record